ACGUCCUGACGUCAUUUUCGGGGCGGGACUAUAAAACCUUGUUUUCGAGCUCGAAGCCUCCAUUUGGUGAGUGUUACCGGAGCAGAGUCCGUCAGCGGUGUCGACAACCAGGCCAGACCCCCCCAAAAACAGAAGAAAAGUACAAAUCAAAGUCAGCCGCUCUCCACCAAGUUAUUAUCCGAAAGGAAAGCCAAUCUUAUCGUAUGUCCGCUAUCCAGAAUCUCCAAACCUUUGAGAUUGACCUGGCCAAGGAGGAGCAGCUCAAAGUCCACGGCUUUUAGAAGCUUCCAGCAGUCCUCCCCGCCUCUCCUGAAAGGCCAUCAACCCCCCCCCCCCCCCCCACCAUGUGCUGCUGUUUGUGUUCCUGCCCCCCCUCCCCCGCUGCAACCCACCAGCUCCUGUUAGCCAAGACGUGAAUUACCUCUAAAUAACAUGGGACUCUCUGACACCCCCGCAACACCGGGGGCAGGCUCUCUCUGGCAAAGACUGCAGCUCCACACGACAUCAGGGACGAGUGGUGACGACCCCCCCACACACACACUUCCUCCUUCCACGUCCCUCUUGAGUUAGUUUUAUUUUGCUUUUAGGCCUUGUGCCGCAGUAAGGAGGCAUCUUUCCAUGUAACCUUUUUGUUUUGUACUUCAGGUGUUUCAAUAAAACCAUGAGUCUCCAUAUGUUGGAGUGCAGUGUUGUCAUGGGGGGGGGGUCACACUUCAGCUGUUGGGUGGAUGUUUGUUUUUAAUUCCUUGGUCAGCAGAGGGAGGAAAAGUCCGAUUAGGUACAGAAAGGAGCUUUGGCUACUAAAACAUGAGCAUGUUGAGAUCACACAGCAGUUAACUGGGGGGGCGCAACGGCACUGCCCCCAUUUGUAACCGAUGCUGCGUGUGCUUGCAGACUCUGCCUGUAAAUGUCCUGAAAUGCAAUAAUUUCUAAAGUGGAAACCGUAAGAAAUCAAGCCAUGGAAACAGUUUCUUCAUUUGGUUCAAUAAAAGUUGUGCAGUUGCUGAAA
Messenger RNA from Nematolebias whitei (Rio pearlfish), 1009 nucleotides. RefSeq names its product eukaryotic translation initiation factor 1 (gene eif1). Gene Ontology annotation, molecular function: ribosomal small subunit binding; RNA binding; translation initiation factor activity. Gene Ontology annotation, biological process: translational initiation. The record is from RefSeq and is a predicted model, not a curated record. Gene Ontology annotation, cellular component: eukaryotic 43S preinitiation complex. NCBI's taxonomy places the organism in Eukaryota, Metazoa, Chordata, Actinopteri, Cyprinodontiformes, Rivulidae.